This is a messenger RNA of Phalacrocorax carbo (great cormorant), 7316 nucleotides long. The record is from RefSeq and is a predicted model, not a curated record. Lineage: Eukaryota; Metazoa; Chordata; Aves; Suliformes; Phalacrocoracidae.
AAACCCAGCGGGCAGCGAGCAGAGCGGGCCGGGCGCCUGGGGCUGCCGGGCGGGGGCUCAGGGCAGCGGCGGCCGCCAUCGCCAGAGGGAGCCCCGAGCGGGCGGCGGCGCUGCCUCCGGGACCCCCGGGGGGCACAGGGCCCCGCUCCGCCUCCCCUCACCCCCGCCGCCCCCCUCCUCCCCUUCCUCGCCCCCCCGGCUUCCCACCACGGCCGCUCUCGGCGAGGAAACUCUGGCCUCCGCUUCCUCCUCCUCCGACUCGGACACCGGCGGAGCCUCCCCGCCCCCGCGGAAGAAAGCCCGGGCCUCCCCGGCGGCGGCGGUGGAGGGAGCAGGAGAGCCCGGGGCUUCCGCGGGCAGAGCAGGCCUCACCUCGUCCCAGUCCCCCUCGCUCCCCGCCGGGCUCGCCCCCGCCGCCGCCCCGCUCAGAGGCAGCAGCAGCAGCAGCAGCGGCGGCAGCGCCAUGCAGGCCAACGGGGCAGGAGGGGGCCAGCAGCAGCAGCAGCAACCGCCGCCGCAGGGGCCGGCGGGCCCGGAGCUGGGCUGCCUGGGUGCCCAGAACGGCGAGGCCUCAGCGGGCACGGCCGCCGGCGACCAGCUGGCCCACGCCAACGGGCUGCUGCCCUCGGCCAACAGCGGCGGCGGCAGCCCCGGCGGCCUCAGCGUCAACAACGGGGUGUCCGCCGCCGGGGGGCCUGGCCCGGCCGCCGCGGAGCUGGGGGGCGGCAGCGGCGGCGGUGGUAGCGCCCUGAAGAAGAAGAAGCGGCUCUCGCAGUCCGACGAGGACGUGAUCCGGCUGAUCGGGCAGCACCUCCACGGCCUGGGCCUCAACCAGACUGUUGAUCUCCUCAUGCAAGAGUCAGGAUGUCGUUUAGAACAUCCUUCUGCUACCAAAUUCCGCAAUCAUGUCAUGGAAGGAGAAUGGGAUAAGGCUGAGAACGACCUGAAUGAACUUAAGGCCUUAGUGCAUUCUCCGCAUGCAAUUGUGAGGAUGAAGUUUUUGCUGCUGCAGCAGAAGUACCUGGAAUACCUGGAGGAUGGCAAGGUCCUGGAGGCACUUCAAGUUCUACGCUGUGAACUGACACCUCUGAAAUAUAAUACAGAACGCAUUCAUGUCCUCAGUGGGUAUCUGAUGUGUAGCCAUGCAGAAGACUUGCGUGCAAAAGCAGAGUGGGAAGGGAAAGGAACAGCUUCCAGAUCUAAACUUUUGGACAAACUCCAGACUUACCUACCCCCAUCAGUGAUGCUUCCUCCAAGGCGUUUACAGAACCUGCUACGUCAGGCUGUGGAACUACAACGGGACCGGUGCCUAUAUCAUAAUACCAAACUAGAUAGUAACCUAGAUUCUGUCUCGCUGCUAAUAGAUCAUGUUUGUAGUAGGGGUCUGAGAUCAGUAUGUGGUGCGCUGUACGUGCUGCCAUGCUUGGGCAUAAUGAGGAAACAGUUCCCAUGUUACACACAGCAGAUACUAACGGAGCACUGUAAUGAAGUGUGGUUCUGUAAAUUCUCCAAUGAUGGCACUAAACUAGCAACAGGAUCUAAGGACACAACUGUUAUUAUAUGGCAGGUUGAUCCAGAUACUCACCAGCUAAAACUACUUAAGACAUUAGAAGGUCAUGCGUAUGGUGUCUCCUAUAUUGCUUGGAGUCCCGAUGACAACUAUCUUGUUGCCUGUGGCCCAGAUGAUUGUUCUGAGCUUUGGCUCUGGAAUGUACAAACGGGGGAGCUGAGGACAAAGAUGAGCCAAUCUCAUGAAGACAGUUUAACAAGUGUGGCCUGGAAUCCUGAUGGGAAGCGUUUUGUAACGGGAGGUCAGCGUGGACAGUUCUAUCAGUGUGAUUUAGAUGGUAAUCUCCUUGACUCCUGGGAAGGGGUGAGAGUACAAUGCCUUUGGUGCUUGAGUGAUGGGAAAACUGUUCUAGCAUCGGACACACACCAGCGAAUUCGGGGUUAUAACUUUGAGGAUCUUACAGACAGGAACAUAGUACAAGAAGAUCACCCUAUUAUGUCGUUUACUAUUUCAAAAAAUGGCCGUUUAGCUUUGUUAAAUGUAGCAACUCAGGGAGUUCACUUAUGGGACUUACAAGACAGAGUUUUAGUGAGAAAGUAUCAAGGUGUUACACAAGGAUUUUACACAAUUCACUCAUGUUUUGGAGGCCAUAAUGAAGAUUUCAUCGCAAGUGGCAGUGAAGAUCACAAAGUAUAUAUUUGGCACAAGCGUAGCGAGCUGCCAAUUGCGGAGCUGACAGGGCACACACGUACUGUUAAUUGUGUGAGCUGGAACCCGCAGAUUCCAUCCAUGAUGGCCAGCGCCUCUGAUGAUGGCACUGUUAGAAUAUGGGGACCAGCACCUUUUGUAGACAACCAGGAUAUUGAAGAGGAAUGCAGUAGCAUGGAUAGUUGAUGGCGAAUUUGGAGCAGACGACUUCAGUUUAACUUAAUUAGUCGUAUUUUAAAUGGCUUGGGAUUUGGUGCAAACAAACAUGAUUGAUAGCUGGACAGACAUGCUCGUCAUGAAAAAGAACCAUUUCUGAAGCCCAGUUGGGGCCAAACAUUUACCACCUUGCUUCAUAGUAACCAGUCAAGAUGAAGCACGUCGUUAGAACGUUGUUGGACACCGUGUUGAAAUUACCCCCCCCAUCGGUUGUGAAGAACUGUGCUACAUUCAGGCUAACCAUUGAACUCAGUAUAUAUAUUUUUCCCUCCUGCCUUUUUGUCUGGCAGGCUACUGUUCUUGUUGCUCUUCUGUGUAAUGAAGUUUAAAUGCUUGUUUGGAACACUUUAUUUAACAGUUUAGAAGGCUUGAUAGAAAGAGUGCUUUAGUCUGAAGAGUAUACAUUGGAUAGGAAAGUAUUUCCUUCUCUUGUUUCUCAAGUCUCUCUGCCUUACUUAGCUUGAGAUCUUUGCAGCUUGGUUCAUGGAUUCUAGCCUUGCCCGUUGCGCAGUAUAUAUAUCAAUUGAGAUGAUAAACCAAUGAACUAUGUCAAAAGCACUCUCAGUAUCACAUUUGACAAAAAGUUUUGUACUUUUCACAUAGCUCGUUGCCCUGCAAAGGGGUUAACAGCACAAUUUUUUAAAAAUAAAUUAUUUAUAGGAUUAAAAUGACUUCAUUUGUAUACAUUUGGAAUUAAAACAAUACAAGAAGUGUUGUGAAACACGGUAUCACUGAUGCUUUUCCGGAGUGUCUGGAGACCCAAUCAAAGGCAGUGUCUGGAAGGAGCUUUAUGUAGGCAGUGAAGCUUGUUUUAGAAGGAGAAACUCACUGUCCAUCUUCACAGAUAUUUUGGGGGGGUGGGGAAGCAUUCGGAGUGUACCACCAGACUAAGAGUUUAAACAAGACAGUCUUUUGGUUUUUUUGAUUACAUAAAUUUAUGCAACAAUGCUCAUAAAAGGUAGACUACACCUCGAGGGGAGAAUGUGUUGAAUCCUUUCUUCACAAAGUCAACAUUUUGUAAAAGUAAUUAACAUACAAAUCAUAAUUAAACGCUUAUGAUGGAAAUUUUUCUUUGUUUGAUCAACAAAGGUGUAUAGAUUUUCUUUUUGAGACUAUACUUUAACUUUGCAGAUUUAAAUGCCUUUCCCAGACCUUGUUGCAAGCUGGUGCUGUGAACAUCUUGACACAUCUAGCGAUAGUUCCACUAAUAUCCCGCGUUAAGAAAAGAGGAAGACAUAAUUUAAGUAUUCAUUCUUUUUGACGUAAACAGAUGGCCUGUGCUUCUGCACUACACACAAAUUUGUUAUGGGAUGGCACUGGAUUCCCUUUUGCCACCCUGGGUGGAAAGCAGGGAAAGGCAUGCCACCAACAAUUGGUGUGAACAGAAGUGUGGACUUCAUCCUUUAAUGAGAGAAUAAUCUAGUGUCCUGAUUAGUCAUGUGUGGAAGAAGGGUGGGGGAAGGUUUGCUGGAAUUCUGGGAAGAGAUGUGUAGCCACUUUGAGUGGGAAUGUGGUGUUUUACAUAAGCAGUCCCUUUUUUCUUUCCCAGAAAAACAAAGCAAAGCUUAGCAGGUUAGAUUUCUUUUUUUUUCUUCUAAGAUUGUAGCCAUCAGGUGGUGGUGGUUUUUUCUUGCCUUGCGUGCAAACUGAAAUCAUGUUUAAGAUGCUGGUAGUUUGGUUGAAACCAGCCCUGAAUCUGACAUACUCCUCUUAGUACCUCCAAAAUGAAGUAGGAACUUAAUGUUCUUAUCUUCCAUCUAGUACAUUUGUCUCAAAAUUAAGGUGAAUUUCUUCAAUAGCAGUUACUGUUCCACAGUACUGGGAAUACAUGUGUAAACUUAAGACUACAACUCAGUCGUCCUUCCAUUAGCUAGUUCUAGAGGAAGCUGUUUGUUUCUUUUCCUAGUUAAGACAGUGAGUCAGUCUUGUUCCUGUGGCAUCAGUGAUGCAGGGAAACAGAAAACUUCCUAAGGUCAAAUUUGAGUAAGCUAAACCUUUGGGUUCUAAAUAAAAAUUGAAUAGCUAAAUUGUAAACAGUGUUUUAUAUGUUCAAAACAUGGUAUAAUUCAUAACCAAUGCCAGUAUGUGAAUCUUGGGAAGUUACCCUAGUAUUGUCUUACUCUGGAACUUCUGUUUCAAACAAAACAUUAUUUAGCAAGAGUAAGGAGAAUAAUCCUGGUUUUGAUGCUUCAUACAAUGGUCUGGCACUACUUGCUUACCUCAUACUCAUGGGACUUCAAUGGGGACUUGAGGCAGGGGCUGAAGGCUGGAUCAAAUCUCAAGUUUAGAUUUAAAGUCUCAUAUGCACUUCAACAGGCACUUUUAAUGUGGAGGCCACAGCUAAACAAAGUGAGACUCCUUACCUGAUACAAGCUGUGUGGGGGCGUGUGUGGGCUGAUGCCUACUUUCCACUGCAGUGCAUUGUAAUGAAAAAUUUAAACUUAGUACUUUUGCAAAAACACUGCCCCUGUGUUCUGGGGUUUCUCUUCUGGACUUGGUUUGUACCUCUAAAAUACACUUUGGGUAUUUAGAAGCAGAGCUAGGGUGAAGGGCAUGUUCCAGUAUCUCUAGUUUUGUGGUGCAGCUAUGCAACAUAAAGGAAAGCUCUGUAUAGAUGGCACCGUUUCCCGAGUGUCUCAAUAACAAUACGUUGUGCAGCUGUCUGCUUCUCGCAGGUGAAGAGCAGAGAUGAGAGAACGGUGAGCGUAAUCUUCACUUUGCCACACUACUUGGUCCCACAGUACACUGACAUCAUAGAUCUAGUGGCAACAACUACCACUCCCAACGUGUAGAUUAAAGAGGAACCUAAACUAUUUCUAACAUGUCACGUAUUCAUGAUAUGUGAAUUGAAAAGUACCAAUACUUUUUGUGCACAGACUAUAAAAUGAGACUGGAUGGGGUGGAACAAAUAAGUUUGCUCAUUUGCAACAUGUUGAUUUCCAUGUGCUUAAAAAUGUUCAUAGGCUGGACUCUAAGGCUGGAAUGAGUACACACCUGCAAUAAAUUACUCUAUUUCUAGCUAACAGACCCAUGGUGUUAGAAAGUACUGUAAGCGUGUACGCCUUUUGUAUCUUUCUCUGGUCAGCUGUAGGCUUAAAAUAUUCACAGUAGCCCCAGGUUAUUGUCAAGGAGGAUUAAAAAAAAAAAACCAUGCUGAAGCAUUUUAUUAUCUGAAUGUUCUUUAGCUGUUCAGGUAAGUAAUAUUCAAGGCACAAUGGAGCACAAAAGGGAAAAUGCUAGAUCUGUCCUUGUUUUGGAGGGGAGGGGAGUGGGGGGAAAUGACACCUCUGUUUUUAAAUUCCCUCUGUCUUUUCUAAAAUUUUCCUAAAGUUAACUUCUUUUUAUGAUUAGAGCAAAGGUGCAAGCUAGAAAUCUAUCCAGAUCUUGCCAGUUACUUCUCAACUUGGCUUCAAACAGGUAAUGUUUAAUAAAACUCAGUAUGUUCUUGGGAGUUUGUGUCUAGUUGUAUAUCUUUACACUGCUAAGUUGUACUCCCACCCAAAAUCAGUUUCGAAGGCUUCCUUAGCAGGAAACCAGGACUCGUACAAUUAGCCGUAGCUUGAGAGGAGCUGUUGCAGACCCAAACGGGGAGGGAGGUAGGGAAAGAGGAACGGACAUAAAAAGCAGGAUUUACUGACCAAUAGAUGAACUACUGUAACUGAAGGGGGAGGAGGAAAAAUGCACUUUCAAUAGUUUGUCCAUGUUUUUAGCUGCAAAAUACAUUCAUAUCUAAUUUUUUUUUUGAGAUGACUAUUAACCCAUCCCAUAAAUGGCUAAUCCUCCUUUUGACCUCCGGUCUUUUUCACAUUGGCUUGACUCCAUUUUCAGCUCCCAUACUUAAUUCUGAAAACUGCUACAUUUAACAAUGUUUAGAAAGAAAAAAAUGCAUUAACUCUGAUACUUUUUUAAACAGGGUGGACUUAAUUGAAGUGUGCAGUGUUGAACUACUGCUGCAGUAGCUGCCUCUAGUUGUUGAAAUAAACUGUAGACAAGUUUUCUGUCUAUUAAUCCAGAUAAUCUGGAUUCAAUAAAACGUCUGUGAGAGUGUUCCUCCCAUCUGGUAUGAAUGUGCGUGUGCGUGUGUCCCAUAAGCAGACAGAGAACCAAAUGUUCUAGGUACUUGUCAUGUUUUAUUGCAUACUUUGUCGUGUGUAUGUGAAGUGUCCUUUGACCAGAAGGUUUUGGUUAAUAUAUUUUUAUAAAUUUGAAAUUCAUUGUGCCCCAUCUUUUUUUUUCUUAAACAUUUUUCAUUCUUAGGGUAUAUGUGCUAGAUUUGAAUCUUAACAUUUUUAGGCACAGAUGGAAAAAGUUAUUGGCUCCUUGAAAACACAUGGGACAAAAUGGAUCCUCAAAGCAUGUAUGUACUUACAAACCAAGCUGUAGAGAUCAAGAAAAGAACUUUAUUGUUGAUCUCAAGAUUUCUAAAUUGUCAAGAUUUAUAUGGAGUUGUGGUGGAACUAGUUAACACUUAGAGCUUUUGGUAUGUAAUGACUAUUUGCUAUGGACUGAUAUUAAAUGUUUCAAAGGAUUGCGUUCUUAAACUUUCUGGAUUUUUGUUACUCUCCUCGGAUUAUAUUAAGUAGUUAAAAAUUUCUUUGCUAUAUUACAUUAAAAACAUAAGAACUUUGGGUCUCGUAUUUAUUUUCACUUGUUUUACUAAUUAUUUACAGAACACCGUUUUAACUUUUUUAUUUUAUAAAUGUGUAGUAUUUUAAACAUAUCUUUAAAAAUUGUUCAAUUGGAACUACAUUAACUUCUGAUUUGUUUUUAUUAGGAUUUUUAAAAAAAAAAAAUACACUUUUUCCAUGUUGGUGCACAGCACUUAACAGAAAUGUUUGUAUUCCCUUUCUUUCAAUUCAAUAAACAGAAUAAAUAACUGGAA